AUGGAUCAGACCCACACACGAGCCCUAGAGGCUCUCCAACCGUUCAUCCACCUAGCUCGCUCCAACAAUGCAGGUUCACCUCGCUUUAUCGCCAAUCUUAUCACAAAUGCUACCUCGAGCACCCACACCUAUGUCUUUGCAGAGCUGCUCGAGCUACCCACGAUCCAAGCGUUACGGUCACCAGACACCCCAGCCGAGUUCAAGGGCUACCUAAAGCUACUAGAGAUCUUCGCAUGGGGCACAUGGCAAGAAUAUCAAGGUAAGAUUGCAUGUACCCAGAGCCCAGGAACCACAACAGCCUCCAAGUCUCUAGAUGGGAGACUCCCCACAUGUGCAGAGAAUCAACCUUCCCAGGGGACCAGAAUCCAAGCUAAUGAACACCCCGCACCAGCAACCCCAAACCUCCCCGAACUGAAUACCGAACAAACCCUCAAACUCCGCCUGCUCUCACUCCUAACCCUCUCAACAACAAUCAAACCCCUCACCUACAGCGCCCUGAUGACCGCCCUUAGCACCCCUACAAAAGCUGAACUGGAAUCCCUCGUAACCACAGCCAUCUACGCCUCCCUGAUAACAGCUCGCCUUUCACCAGCUUCCAACCCACCAUCUGUGAACGUGACAGCCGUCGCCGCACUCCGCGAUGUUCAACCCCAGUCCCUCCCUAAGAUGAUCGCCAACUUAAGCGAGUGGGAAUCGCGUUGCGGCGAGGUCGUCUCCGAUCUGGAGGCGGAGAUUGCACGCAUUAAGAGUGACGCUGCGAAGCGUGCCUCACGCGCACAGGCACACAGCGAGGCGCUCGAGGAGGCUGUUAAGAGGAAGCAAAGUGCGGCGAAGAAGGGUGGUCGGCGCGGUGGCCGGCUUGGCGCUGGCAUUGGGGGAGAUGAUGGAUUCUUUGAUACGUAUGAUGGUGGUGAGCAUGGCUCGCGCAUGGAUAUUGAUGAGGCCCCUGGUGCUCGUGCUGGCAGUAGUCGGCAGCCAAAGAGGGUGUUAGGACGCAAGUCUUGA
Messenger RNA from Penicillium coprophilum, 1005 nucleotides. RefSeq lists its product as uncharacterized. The transcript is spliced from 2 exons. Gene Ontology annotation, cellular component: COP9 signalosome. NCBI's taxonomy places the organism in Eukaryota, Fungi, Ascomycota, Eurotiomycetes, Eurotiales, Aspergillaceae. The record is from RefSeq and is a predicted model, not a curated record. The coding region runs from base 1 to 1005 and encodes 334 amino acids.